This is a messenger RNA of Petromyzon marinus (sea lamprey), 9769 nucleotides long. RefSeq names its product trafficking kinesin-binding protein 1-like. Gene Ontology annotation, molecular function: signaling receptor binding; myosin binding. NCBI's taxonomy places the organism in Eukaryota, Metazoa, Chordata, Hyperoartia, Petromyzontiformes, Petromyzontidae. Gene Ontology annotation, cellular component: dendrite; mitochondrion; cytoplasmic vesicle. The record is from RefSeq and is a predicted model, not a curated record. Gene Ontology annotation, biological process: vesicle transport along microtubule; anterograde axonal transport of mitochondrion; protein targeting.
GUGCCGCAUCGCGGCGGCGCUAGUUAUAAUUUUAACGAUAAUUGCAAUUGUUAGUCGUGGAAAAUGUCAAUAUUUAGUGCGUUGGAGUGAAAUUAAGCAUGUCAUAGGAAUGUGGAAUUUCCACCGUUAGCUCGGUUAUGAGCACUGUGCCACGCUCAUAAGAGUCGGGACAACAUUUGACUUAAAGAAAUCGUAUUAUUGAUUUUUGACUGGGUGGUGCUCGGCUCAAUCCGAUGGGAAUGAGUUUAAAUCCCUGGUUGGUUGGUAUUUCAGCCCUGUCAUCCCUGCAUUGUGAAUACAAUCAGCACCACUAGGAAUUCAACAGUGGCCGACCUAUGUGGAGAUUUGCCCAUACCAUAGUAAUGUGGAAUUUCCACCAUGUGCCGAACGCCAUCAGGCUUAUUUCACCAUGGGGGCACACUUCGUCACGUUUUAAUAUUGCUACAUUUUUGCGUUUCGAGUUAUAUUGUUAUUUGCCGCACUAAUUUGAUCUUGGAUUCUGUCAGAUUAAGCUUGUAGUGCACGCACGGACAUCCGAUUGGGAUGUGAAGUGGAGGAGGCAGUGAAUAAUCACGUGGCUGUGUUGGAAUGUGGUGAUCAGUGUCCUUGCAGUGAAAGGGAUGUGGAUGACGCAAUCCUUAAGACAGUCUGUUUGGUGGUUAUGUAUGAUAUAAGUAAUGCUUGCAAUGAGUCAUAGGUUUAAAUAACCUUUCACUUUAUGCAGAUGCUCAUUUUAAAAUGUACAAAAUAUAGUGCUAAGAACAAUGAGCCUUCAUGAACUGAACCUGCCAAAGUUGCAACAGCUGUUGUCAUGCCCGUGGUUGUUGUAUUUAUUAUUUAAUGUUAAUGUAAAAAUUUAAAAAGUAAGUGCAUGUCAUUUUACACCAACAUUCACAGUAAAAAUAAAUACCUCCUUUGUCCUAAAAAUACAAAUUUCGUCAGUAAAGCCUUCGUGAUUGUCAAUAUUCAAAAUUAUCUGACACUUUUGUCAAAUUCUGAGAUUCACAACACCAGACUUCAGUUAUUUUAUGGUUCUUGGGAUUUGGUGAUAAUUCCCGAGGCUCAAAGCAUCAGACUGACUAAUUGCUGCCGUCAGAAUUUUCAUGCAGAGUCAUUUCUAAGACUGACCUUGCCAGACCAACACAAUUUAAGACAUUCAUAAUGUUACUUUUAAUAACCGAGCUUUGGAUAUACAGUCCUGGGCUUUUGAAUUUGUAGAGUCCAAGGUCACAUCUGGACUAAAGUACCAAUGCAUGACUAUAUUUCUGUGUUAAUUACCGAAGCUUAUUGAGGUCGCGUGAAUUUGUUUGGUUCGUGGUUCACGUGCUUAUUGAGAAAUCCACUUGCAAUGUUGAUGUUAUAGAUUUAACCUGCAUCCAUAGUCUCAGACGCGUCUGCUUUAACUGCAGUGUUAUAAGUCGGCUGCCUGUAAUUUAAUCUGGACCAAAUCGGUCAUGCUGCUCGGCAUGUUAUUGAUGUUUGCCGCUUUUUCACGAGUAGACGUGGCAUUGUUCUGCCAUUGAUGUAGCUACGUGAUGGUGCUCUUUAAUCGCAGACCUACUUUAAACAGCGAAAGGAAGCCUGGAUUAUACCCAUUAAAUAUUGCAUUUAUUACUAAAUUUUCCCCAUGUAUGUUUAAUGAGUUCAUUAUUAUCGUAUCUACAUGCAUGCAUGUGGUUCUAUCAUUUAUAAUACAGCAUUUGGUUUUAUAGCGUAAGUGCGGAAAAUGUUGAAAUUGAUAAUGUAUAAUUUAAGGGGAGUGGUGCACUGUACUGUGAUGACGGUCACCCAGCUUCUGUAAAAUUGUAUCUGAGCUGAUCGUGGGGUAUAUCUAGGUCAUCUCAGCCGUAAAUUAGGACAUGGUGCAGUGCGUGAGCGUCUCAGCAGUGGGCAGACUGGGUGUGGUGCUAGGCGUGGUCCUGGCCACACUGUCGCCUUCCUUACCUCUGCGAGAUCGAGGAGAUUCUCACAAAUAGAACUUGCGCUGACAUUUCAUGAGCCCAUGUGGGGGGGGUAAAUCUUUGUACGUUUGCUGAUUAUAUUGUAAUUGAUCUGCUAUACUCACAAACUUGGCAGGUGCAACUCGGCUCAUAACGCUUGAUUCAGUGUUGGAAAGUCACGGGGUUCAAAUCCUGGUCGUGAGUCACAACUCGACUUAUCAUCAACGGGGUUGUGUCUGGCCUUCUCUGUAGGAAUGUGGAUUUCCACUUCUUGCUCAGGGCUGCCUAUGAGACAAAGCCUGCACAUUUGAGCCAAGGUGACAUUGAAAUUUGACAUUUCAGAUUCGAUUUAUGUUUAAUAUCCAUCUCCUUUUUUAAACGAUGGUUGUUUGCAAGGUUAAUUGUCUCGUGCUUUAAUUUUUUUAUCGGUGUUAGUUAAUGCAUUUAAUCUAUUUCAUCAUCAGCCAUGUUCAACCCACUGCUGGAUAAAGACAUUUCGAAGCCACCACCGACUCUUACUUUCCUACGCUGGAAUAAACCACCUGGCACCUACACACGGCAUUAUUCAAAUAGAUUAAGAACACUAUUUUUUACAGCAUUCUCUCAGUGGACCACAACUUGAUUUAAAGUAAUCCCUCCGAGAAUGCAUUGUUUCAGCCAUUGGAUGGCUGUUAGUGCAGCGACAUGCACAGGGGCUUGCGCAAGGCACGUGACCAUGACACAUGGGUUUUAGCUGCAUUGUCACGCGCUGGGAGCAGGCAGAACGGGCCUUAUCCUUUUAGAGAUUGUCAGCCGGCACAGGUUUAUAAUGGUGUGCGAGAAUAGACUUGAGUUGGGGCUUUCAGCGCAGUGAUUUCUUGGAUAUGUUUGAAUUUGGCUUUUUCUGGCUCUUUUGAGACGAGGCAAUUUCAAGAAUUGUCUUGUACUGUCGACUUUGUUGAGUCAGCGAAUGAAUCCUUGCGAUGGAAGGCACGAUACGUCUCUUCUUCGCUAUCUAUCCCAAAAGUGGAAAUUUGUCCAAAUUUAUUUUAAAGUAUGAUUCUCUGCCUUAUGUGGCACAUCAUUUCACCUUUUGUCUUCCUUUAUUCUCCAGCAUUGGAGUCCAAUAUUGCUUCUCGCAUUGAGUCACAGUAUUGCCACACAUGAGUGAAAUUAUAUUACGAAAUCACAUAUUAUUCCUCCUUUUUUUCAAUAUGUGAUAUGAUUAUUGGUACGGACCUAACAGCAUGUCACUGCUUUUUUCAUUCUGUAUUAAAAUUAUGUUUUACAAAAACACUGAGAUGGCCAAGGGAGGGCAGUACAGCAAGUGGAUUGUCACCCAUAUAUACAGACCAAUUCGCGGUUUCCCCUCCUAUACGUAGAUUUUUAUGGGUACGCUGCUUUCGCCCCACAAACUAAAUUCUCCCAUCACAUGGAAUUGCUGGAUUCUCCUGAAAAAGAUUGCAGGGACACAGUGACGUGUUCUUGACUUCAUGAAUAUAAUUAUUAUUCAUAAGGACUGUCUAUUUAGAGCUGUGAUUAGGGGAUAGCACUUCAAGCCGACCUUGACCGCAGUGCAGGUGAAGGGGGUUUAUUUUGUGCAUUCCUUUGGACCAGGCAGGGUGGUGCAACCACUACGAGCAGUGAGAGCUGGAAUUCUCUGGUCUAUCUGGCCUCUAAAAAGCCAUGGGGGCUUAUCAUAAGUAACCCCCCCCCCCCGCUCCUACCUUACUAAAGCAGUCACAUGUGCCCAAACAGCUGUGCAUGUGGGCCACUGACCACAGCUGACCCCAAGCCGGUAGUUCUAGACCAGACAGGAGGUUAUCCGGAUCCACGUUGCUCACUCGCCAGUCCUACGGGUUCGCUCGACUCCGAUUUAGGGCAUUUUGCAAGGAAGCGUCUUGCUUGCGCGCUCUGCAAGGCAGCGUUGGGGCAGGGCUGCCAAGGUGAAAAUAGGCGACAAGUGCGAAUCGCAAGCGAUCGACGCGCCCGUCACUCGUUCUGGUGUUUAUCGUGGCUGUCAGUAAUACACUGAUAGUAUGAUUAUAUCGCACGCCAUGGAUUAAUUAAAGGGGGUCUACGUUUGAAAGUACUGUAAAAUAAUUGACGCAUCCAUUUUAGCGUAACCUAUCAUGAGUCAAAGUGGUCCGACUGCUCAAUCAGCUGUGGGAUUGUGCUCAUUUUCACUGGGGUUCACGAUAGCCUUAUCUGACUGCCAACGAGAAUUUUAACUGCAUUGUAUAUUGAUGACGAGUCAAGGCGUCUGCUGCGGUAGUGCCCUGCCUUACGUUCGGGUUACCUUUUGGGCAUUGAAGGUUGGCGAGGAUUAGGCCGAGAACACGCAGUUAGGGUUACGGAUCGUGGUAAGGUUACCAUUUAUUUAGGGUUAGUGGUAAGGGUACCAUUGAUUUAGGGUUAGUGGUAAGGUUACCAUUGAUUUAUGGUUAGGGGUAAGGUUACCAUGACAUACCGUGUUUUAUUGCACGAUUUAGGGUCCACAGCCAUCGUACUGUCCGGUUUCUGCCAUGGCAACGUGGAGUUCCUGCUGCUGGCUCAGGUGCUGUGACCUCUUGCUGGUUUUUGAGCAGAGAGACACUCGGACCUUUUUGACUCUCUGUGGUGCCGUCGCUGCCGUACAAACGACGAGGGAACGCGUUUCAUUUUGGAAUGCGACACCGUGUUCUCGCAGCCGAUGGUGCCACCUCUCCUGGUGUCACAUGACGUUCAGAUGUGUCGAGCACGGUUGAUAUUCUCGUACCGCCCGGCCUACACUUAUCGGUAGGGUUGCUUCUCGCGCUAUGUACCCUUAAUGGGGGUUUCCUCUUGAAAUGCAUGCACGUUUUAUUGAAGUUAACCACUAUGCUAAAAUAUGGUGUAGUUAAAGAUAGCUUUCAAGUUGUAAGCUUGGACGUGGCUAAUCUACUUUCUACAGAGUAUAUCAGUUUCACAUUUUUGGCAUUUUGCAGUGGUUGUGUUUUUUUGAGAGGCUGCACCCACCAAUGAAGAUGAGCGCCAACCUGGGGUUGUACAGGUGGACAUUUGUCCGUUAAUGAAUGUAAACCAUUCCAUUUAAAAAAGUUUAUACUUUCACAAUAAUUUCUCGACAGUGCACCACGAGUUUGUUAAUCUAUUGCAUAUUAACAUUAGAAAAGAAGGGAAGCGUGUGCUAAACCAAUUAUAAAAAAAAUUUGAUGACAGCAGCAUUCGUUAGAUAUUAACAGCACAACACGUUGCAUUCCUUAAUAUGCACCUAAUUUGUAAGCAUUCAACACUCAAAUAACACUCUCAUAUCGGAAACCCUUCCUCAAGCGGACGCUUGAUAAACAAACAUCAUACCACCAGAUAGUCUCGCUCGUACCAAGUGGUACGACCCAUUCAGUGUCAGAGCAAGUCCACCCGCUCCCCACCCACGCCCUAACCAGCGAAAUGGAUUCUUCCAGGUGUAACCUGAGCAGCCGGCAGUUCCACUGACGCUCAUUAUGAGUGCACGGUCGGUUUGCAUCGCCGCGACGAAGGGUUACCGCCGAUCGGGGCUAGGCUGUAAUCCGCACCUUCUUCGUCCCUGCGUGUGUAGAGUUAAAAGCCCAGGCUCGGCCUGGUGUCGUGCUCCCAAUGUGGCCAGCAGUUCGUCAGCCUCGACAACGCGCGCACGCUGCUCAGAACGUGCGUGUGGCCGGGAAUGCGGCGCUCGCUUGCUCUUACCGAGCAAGCGGACGCCUUCCCUGCGCGCUGCUUUAUUUUAGCAGAGCGAGCUGGCGCGGCGUGGGUGGCACAGGCUAAGAGCACGCGGGCGGUGUUUUCUCAAGGCAUACAAACUUGGCCGCGCGCAGACAUACACGCUGGACCUGUGUAUUUCGCAUGAUACGGAACACCGUUCUUCUUGCCAUUGAUCGACAUAGCCCGGGCACCUGGACAGCUCGCGGCUAAAUCGGCGAUAACGCGCGCGCCCGGCCGGCGCGCCCGGCCGGCACGAGCAGCGUCGUGAGACUCAGCGCGUGCGCCGGGCUGGCCAGGGGCUGGCAUGAGCCUCUCUGCGGAGUCGCCAUGCAGCACGUCUCCUCCGCCGAGUGGUCCGACACGGCGUCGUACGAGAGCGACGGAGAGGGGGCGGCUGGUGGCGGUGUCGGCAAGCGUCGGGGUCGCGUGUUUGACCCGAGUGACAGCGGGGACGAGGGCACCCGAACCGAGGUGCGCGGCUCCCCGUGCCCAGCCGACGAUGGCUGUCGUGAAGCCGCUGAAAAUGACGAAAUUUCAUUGCAUCUGAUAAACGAAGUGCUGUGUGCCGAGAGGGUGGGGCAGAUGACCAAGACCUACAGCGAUAUCGACGCAGUGACGCGCUUGCUGGAGGAGAAAGAGCGUGACCUGGAGCUGGCAGCACGCAUCGGGCAGUCGCUCCUCAAGAAGAUCAAAGUGCUCACGGUGCGCAAUGAAAUCCUGGAGGAGCAGAUCGAGCACACCACGGAGGAGGUGGCGCAGCUGCGCCACGACUUGGCCUUGAAGGAAGAGCUCCUGCACAUCUACACGAGCACGGCCGACGAGAAUGACAACGACACGGGGGAGUCCACGCCGCCGCCGAUGGAGAGCUCUGGCUGCUCGCUGUCCAUCGGUCAGAAUGUCCUGCACAUGGACAGCUUCCACCGCAAGCUCAAGGAGCUGGAGGAUGAGAACUUUUCACUGCUCUCAGAGGCCUCUCACUUGAAGAAUGAGACUCUGGACUACGAGGAGAAAGAGCAGCAGCUGGUGACGGACUGUGUGCGGGAACUAAGUAUGUUCCAGGAGGAAAUGCGGGCCUCGAGCGCGCACAUCGCUCAGCUCACCGAGGAGCUGUCGCGGCGCAGCGAGGACGCGGUGAGGCAGCAGGAGGAAAUCACCCAGCUGCUCUCCCAGAUCGUCGACCUGCAGAAGAAGGUCAAAACGUACUCGGCCGAAAAUGAGGAGUUGUCACAGCAUCUGGGAGCAGCUAAGGACGCUCAGAGACAGCUCACAGCUGAGGUGCGGGAGCUGCAGGAGAAGCUGGCGGAGUGCACGGACAUGCUACACGAGGCGCAGGAGGACGCGAAGAAUCUGCGCAACCAGAUCGCCCCGAGCACCACCCCGUACCGCUGGUUUCACCCGCUCGCUCAGUUCCCCCGGGACUCGCUGGCGGCUGAAAUCGAGGGCACCAUGAGAAAGGAGUUGCGAUGGGACGAGUUGGGUCACAAGGGCCACCAGAAGCGCGUGUUCGACACGGUGCGCAUCGUCAACCAGACGGCGCGGCGCUCCGCCUCGUGCUGCCUCUCUCCGCUCCCCAUCCCGGGCUCGAACCAGACGUCGGCGCGAGCAUCGCGGCCCCCCAGCGGCACGGCGUCGCCGCGGUCCGGCCUCUACGGCUCGGACUUCUCCUCCGCGGCGCUGCUCGACAACCGCAUGCGCAGCCUCCUUCUGGACGUCGACGCCCUCAACCACAACGACGACAGGCGGCCGGGCCAGCCGGGCACGCCAGGCUCGCACGACCUGGAGACUGCUCUGCACCGCCUGUCGUUGCGGCGCGAGGCCUACCUGAGCGAGCGGCGCUUCAUGGAGGAGGAGUGGGAGCGCCGUCUCGCCGAGCUGGCCUCGGGUCGCGCCGGCGGCGGCGGCGGCGGAAGCGAUCGCCUCCCGACGCCGGGCUGCGGCAGCGGCAACGACGCCGACGGCGGCCGACUGUCGGACGGCGCUCGCUCCUCGUCCGCCUCGUCGGCGUCGGUCGAUUCGCACUCGUCCAUGUCGCUGGCAUUCCGCUCGUACCUGCCGGACAAGCUGCAGAUCGUCAAGCCGCUGGAAGGCUCCAUGACGCUGCAGCAGUGGCAGCAGCUGGCCCAGCCGCACCUGGGCGGGAUCCUGGACGCGCGCCCCGGCGUCAUCACCAAGGACUCGUGGCCGACCCUCCCCCCGCCCUCGUGGGGUCAUCCCAUCUACCGGAUGAGCGACUACGAGGAGGAGGAGCCAGUGUACUUCCCCGGCAAGUGCGUGUCCCAGACCAACUACACGUAUACGUUCACCACGUGUCGAAUCAUGCACCCCUCGGAUGUGACGGCCAUCACCACCAGCGGAUCUGGCAGCCCCGCCACCAGGCUGUUUGACAGCGUAGCGUCCAGCCCCGUGCCGUCCCGCCGCGCCAGCCUCGCCGAGUCCUUCACCAACGCCCGCGAGUCGACCCGGACCUGCAGCGCGAGCCUGCGUCUGCCGGAGCUGCUGCAGGAGCGUGGCAUCUCUGCCGCGUCGCUGCCGCCGCCGCCGCCCCUGGCGGAGCAACGGCAGCAGUUAGCCGCCGCGCACGGCAUGACGAGCCGCCCCCGAACGUUGCCCCUGGCCACGGCUACACCGCCCAACUCGCCUCUGCGUGCCGACUUGCCCUCUCCGCUCUUGUCGCCGCUCGCUUUCCCGCCGCUGGGACAGCCGGCCGAGGUGUUCCUGGCCUCCAAGCCGGCCACGGCCGUCCUCAAGGAGGUCAUGGGUCAACAGAGGCUGACGAGCAACACGGGAAGCCAGACGGAGCUCAGUGCCAACCACUUCACUCUGGUGCAGAGGCUGAGGAAGCUGGGCAUCGGCUCAUCGAACGUGGGCGUGCGCGGCAGUGGUAGCGCAAGCAGUGGUGGCGAUGACGGUGGUGAUGCCGACAGCGGUCGUAGUCGUGAUGGUGAUGGCUGUGAUGGUGCUGCCGCUGCUACAUCAGCAUCAGCGGUUGCCAAGCCCUUGGCUGCGAAGUACGUGCAGAUACUGGAGCGACUCACGCAGUCAUUCGCCGGACGGCUGCGACCUGCCCUUGCGGGCAUGACGGAUUCGAUUCGCGGAGCUGGCGAGAGCAAGUGCGGACAUCAUCACAGCAGCGGAGACCACGAUAGUUGCACGGGCAGGGAAAUUACGGAUCCCGACGCCUGCCGUCGUGUCACCGGCCCCGAAGUGCCGUGCAGUGGCCUCAAGAGGUCUGCUGUCCGCCCCGACGAAGUUGAAUCGCGCGAGUCGAAGGUGGCAGCUGUUGGUCUCGCCUGCGCACUGGGGUUCACGGAUAGCAGCGAGCCUGCACGGGUCCACUUGCGCGGGGCUUGUGGAGAUGACGACCGAGCCGACCGUUGGAACGCUGAGUGUGACUUGGUGAACACCAAGUUGGCGGAAAAGCCAGUGUCUAGGCACGGGAUGAAGCGGUCUCUGAGCCUGAACAGCGCGAUGUUGAUAGGGGGAAGGUCUCCCAUGCAGACCAGCCCUCCAGGGCUGGCUGGGAUCAUGGAACUCUAACAAGCGAUCUCGGCGAUGCGAGCAACUGAAGUGUGCGUGACGACACGCGCAGAAUGCACCGUGUAAAUAUCGUGUGCCUAACUGUAUUAUAAUGAAACGCAAUUGUUAUAUUGCAUGGAUGAAAACGGCCUUCAAUUGGUGCAUUGUUAUGGCAGUUGUUGUGUAGUUAACAAAGUUAACAAGUGUGUUCGGAUUGCAUUUAAAUACCAAAAGUUAAGAACAAAACAAGGACGACUGCGAUUUUCAUGUACAUCGUUUGUUCCAUAUUGCACUUGAAUAUGUCCAUAUUUUAUCUUCUCUACGUGUAUAGGGGGUGUGGUUGUAUAGGGGGGGGGGUGGUAUGUCUUCAUUUUGCUUGUAUAUAUGUACAUUUUUUAUUACUUUUAUUUUCUCAUCUGGUACAGUUACACGAAGCACAUGUUUAUAAUCACCCUGGAUACACUCGUUGAGUUUACAGUGCUUCCAUCAACACCGUCAGCUUAUAUUUUUUGAUUUAAAGCUUUCGUGACUGCAGUAAUUCAUAUACUUAGUUUUUUCGGUAAAGUCACGUUGAAGAGAAACAACAAAAUAACAAAAUAUAUAUGAAACAAUAAAAA